Molecule: messenger RNA, 387 nt
Organism: Caenorhabditis briggsae
Lineage: Eukaryota; Metazoa; Nematoda; Chromadorea; Rhabditida; Rhabditidae
Gene: Cbr-madf-10
Product: Protein CBR-MADF-10
Exons: 1
Coding region: 1-387 (128 amino acids)
Source: RefSeq, a predicted model, not a curated record
AUGGAUCAAUGGAACCAUCCCAAUCAUCAGAAUCAUCAAAACCUUCAAAGCCAUCCAAACCACCUGAAUCAGAAUCAAGCAGGAACAAUUAUAACUGCCAAUUCGCCUAUGUCUCAUUCCCACAUGGGACAUGUCCCGGUCAGUUUGUAUGAGACGUUUGAAACACACAACAGUAUCUUUCUACAGAAGGAAGAAGUUCAGUACAUCAUGAGACAAGUGACAGAUAGUGUUCGCUUUGCAAUGUGCGAAGCUAUUAGACAACGAUCUCUGCUCUGGGAUUCGUCUCGAGAGAAAUGUAGCUCAGCCGCUAGGAAAAGACUUUUCGGUGAAGUUGUAGAUGUCAUCAAUUCUCAAUUUGUAUUGAAUCCACCAAUAUCAAGUGAGUAA